Molecule: messenger RNA, 1171 nt
Organism: Trichoderma atroviride IMI 206040
Lineage: Eukaryota; Fungi; Ascomycota; Sordariomycetes; Hypocreales; Hypocreaceae
Source: RefSeq, a predicted model, not a curated record
CAAUUACUAGGGAUUACCCUAUGAAAAGGUUUAAAAAUCUAGAUGCUAAUUUUAGACCUAUCUUUAUUGAAGCAUUUUUAUACAGAGUAUACGGCUUGUAUUUAAACUGUAUACUUAUCAAUGACUUUUUACAGGCGUUUUGCAAAUAAGCUGCAAAAAUCGCUGUAAAUUGACUACAUAAAUAGAAUACUACUAUAUCAACAGUUUAAAAGGGUAUAUUACUAGUAGCUUAUAAGAACUCUUGCUUUAAACACAGGCUUUACAAAACAUAUAUUACCUUAUUCCCGUCACCGGGGAGGCCAAUGUCCACGUCGACCAUUCAGACUCGGCCUCAUGGCACUUCAACUCAUUGAAGAGCCAACAAAUUACGCCACCACUUUCCUGCGUCCAAGCCUCGAUGGAGUAUGAUGAAGUGCCCCUCCACUUGAAAAAAUGGCGGUGGGAUAGACGAGUAUGCAUUGUGACUGGUGUCACAGUCGCCGAAGGGGCAACAAGAGCCAAAAUGAUAGCACGAGCCGCCGGAUUCAAGACUUCGGUUUCUGGCGACCCAUCGGGAACCGGCUCUACUGGACUGGGUAUGACUAGCGAGUUUGAAACAAACGACUCCAAUGAAGAGAGAACUAGCGAACCAAGCAAAUUUGUGUUUGCAUAAAGGUCUACUAUCGUAGUAUGGCCCAUGCUCCAUUCCGUAAAGACGAGGUCCAAAGUGUUAGGAACGACUACAGAACGGAGUUUCGGGAUGGAGCGCCUGUGGCAAUGAUCGAAACUGUUGUUGUUGAUGAUAUAAAUGAGGAACCUUAUCGGGGCAGCGAUGAAGACAUCGACAAGGAAGAGGUUUGGGAUGUUGAAGUUUCGGGUGUUGAUGAGAGUUAGAUGGUUACAACACCACAGUGCUAUGUCUAGGGUUGUGGCACAAUGUGGUAGCCACUAUCAGGAAGAAUAAGCAACUCAUAAGAAACCAUUGAACUCGGCAAGAAGAUCAUGACGGCACAAAGAGGCCCUAAUAGUCUAUAGUAGGAUAAUCAAUAUUGGGUUCUUUGGAUCUAGGCCUCGCAGCCAUAGCGACUAACUCCAAUUAUGACCAUCUAGUCACAAAGGGGCCCCCUCGUCGAUAGCAAUAGAAAAUAUUAGCUUGGGAUGAGGGUAUUCUAAUUCCUCAUCGGUUAGAGCA